Bacidia gigantensis is the source of this 3501-nucleotide messenger RNA. RefSeq lists its product as uncharacterized. NCBI's taxonomy places the organism in Eukaryota, Fungi, Ascomycota, Lecanoromycetes, Lecanorales, Ramalinaceae. The record is from RefSeq and is a predicted model, not a curated record. The transcript is spliced from 2 exons. The coding region runs from base 1 to 3501 and encodes 1166 amino acids.
AUGCUAGACUUACAGAACCAAAACAAGACCUCAAGUAACACCUCAACAACACCAGCUGUUGCUACUACCAGGAUUAAAGAACAAUGCAUACUGUGGGAUCCCACAUGUCAGUCCGAUCUGACAAAGGCUGAGGCACGCAAAAAGUGGUUUGGUCCGAACGGGACCAACUAUGCAUUGCAGGAAGACCCUUGCUUCGAUGACCUUGGUUUCAACCUGACAUCCUGUAGAGGCUUGGCAGUUGAGCCCGAAAGUUCUUCUUUGAGCGUUGCCGCUAAGUCUUACAUGAGGGGCUCCCAGUGCGUGUCCGACCAGAAUUUGUAUUACGCUUCAUAUGCUACAGAUCUUCUUACCUCGAAAACAACAACUCUCACCGACACUUUUGACAGCCAAGAAGUCACUUGGCGCUCGAACGAGAUAUCUACUUAUCCGCCCGGUACCAGGGUUGUGACUCAUCCGCCGAUUCCAAUUUCUACAAGUGACUGCGGUUGCGGCUCGUGCCAACUGUUUGGACCAAAUGUUGAUGUUUACUACUGGCCAGAACCAGAUGCGGACGAAUCGUGCCUAUCGAUUAUAGGUGAUAAAGUGAACCCCGUUCUUGAAGGGGCGAUGACGGACGAGGGCGGCGAAAUCUUUUGGGGCACCGUGACAAAUCCGCUUGAUAUUUAUGUGGGAACUAAAACUACGGCUAGAAUUAUGACGAUCAACGGCAUUACUAUUAAACAGGCUUUGGUGAACCCCUGGGCAGAUGAUGGUGAGGGCACGGAUAUGCCCUCAGUGACUACUACGAGACCUCUGAGUGCAGAUAAAUCCAAAGAUACUUCGACGAUCACUUCGCCUCCAGUGUCUAUAAGGGCGCGUCCAAAACUUAUCAAAAAAGCACCCCUAGGCAUAAAUGGCACCAAGUCACAGGGGGAAACUGGACACGAUAGUGUUAUAGUCUCCGAUGGCCACACUUUCAUCUCUCCAUCGAUCUACGUUGCAUUUACCGAUCUAGAAGCAAAAGACUUUUGUGGACACCGGGGAGUUGGUACUAUUCAUAGCACUAUGUUAGCAUUCACUCCGGGAGAGCUUUCUACCGUACAGGGCCAUGUUUUAGGACCAGGCUAUAACCUACCACAGACGGCAACGAAAGUCUUCGAUUUUGCUGAUCUUCCCUGUCCUUCAAGGGAAAUCAUGGAAGCUGAUUGGUACAAACCCGCACCUGGCGAACCAUAUCGCCCAUUGUUGGCAGUCCCUCAAAAAGUACUCGACUUGGAUCCAUCAUGGCAUGAUUGCACAGACCCGUACUACUUUACCGGUCUUGAUCCACCCAGAGCCCUUGCUGGAGCUACCCAAGUAGCCGGAGACCCAAAUCAGGUAAUGCCGGAUCUACCCAAAAAACCGGGCGAUUGCAAAGACUGCCAGGGUAAAGAGACGCUUCUGGCUCCUCCUGCGCAGACUCCAGCUGCUGCGGCAGUACCUGCGUCUGUUCCUGACCAGCCGAUAGUUGCGCCAACCCCACAACCAGGUGGUAGCAAAGCUCCAAAUGAUCCAACUCAGAAGCCUGCAGACCCCCAGAAGCCUGCAGACCCCCAGAAGCCUGCAGACCCCCAGAAGCCUGCAGAUCCUCCGAAGCCCACAGACCCCCAGAAACCUGCAGACCCUCAGAAGCCUGCAGACCCUUCAACAAAGCCUAGUGACUCGCAGCCUGCCCUUCAAUUCGGCCCUAAUAAUGGCAACACAGACCAGAAUAAGGGUAAUGCAGACCCUAAUAAUUUGAACAAUGCGCAGAUGGGUCAAUUGAAGCAAGCUCUAUCACCAGCUGCUAAUGACCCAUCAAACGCGCAGCCGCAAGCGCAGAAUCCUGCGCCUCAGCCAAACCAAGCUCAAGCUCAACCACAAUCAGGUUCUCAAGGACAGCAGCCCGGACAAAAUCAAUUACCACAACAAGGGGCGGCGAAUAGCGAUCCGCAGAUCAACGCAGGCGCUUCUCUGCCAGCGCAACAACAACCCGCACCAAAUAAACCGCAAGGCUCUCCUCAAGGUGGUGCAGGUGGUUCCGAUGCUCAAGGAAACUCCGCUGGACAAUCACAGCCUCCCUCGCAACCUCAAAAUGUCGUUAUCGGCGGCAAUACUUUUGAGGUCCCUCAAAUACCUGCUAAACCGGCUGCGGUUGUCAACGGCCAGCCAAUUGUGAGUUUGCCAGAUGGAAAGCAGCAGGUCGGAGAUCAGAUUUUCAGUCCAGGAGGACCUUCUGCAAUAGUCGAAGGGUCUACGGUACAGGUCAAUCCGCAAGGUAACGCCAUUGUCAAUGGACAGACGUUUGAGCCCCCACCAGUAGCUGCUACGAAUGUUGCUUCAGGACAUACAAUCGUGAACAACGGAGAUGGUCGAGUAUAUGUUGAUGGUAUUCCACUGCCAACUGGAAAUGAUGCAGCGCCCAAAUUAGUCGGAGGACAGCCGGCUUACGUUGUGCCCCACAGUGCAGUAGGUACAGGGGAACAGCAACCGAGUAUCCAAUUGCCAGCAAAUGCACCAUCAGCAGUAACUACUCUUCCUGGUGGACAGAUUGUACAAGUCAGCAAUGGCGCAUACCAAAUUCAAAAUAAGCCUCUCCAGCAAGGCGGACCCCCUGUUGUGGUAUCUAGCUCUACGUACUCUCUUGAUGCCUCCAACAGCAUUCACGUCAAUGAUCAAGCGUUCAGUCUUCCUCAAAUUACACCACCUCCAAGCACAAAUGUGGCAGGUCAAAAUAUCGUUCCAUUACCUGACGGCGUCUCAAUCGGCGGUCACAUUCUGCACGCGGGUGAUGCACCCAUCACCAUCAGCAACUCAAUUCCUGUCUCUCUUGGCCCUUCAGCCCUGGUCAUUGGCACUAACACCGUCCCCGUCAACCAGGUCUCACCAUCAUCUCCCCCCAUUCUCAUCGCAGCAGGCCAGAGCCUAGUCCAGGCACCCAACGGCGGCUACACCAUCGCUGGUACAACCCUUCUCCCAGGUUCACCAGCCGUCACCAUAAGUGGUACACCCUACUCUCUUGCCCCCUCGGCCUCCGCACUCGUAACGUUCACGCCGAUUGGUAACUCGCAAGUUUUAAUUUCGGGCUCUACACUCUCCAUUAAUGGUGCGCCUCUCACAGACAGCAACGGAACCCCCAUCUCCCUUGCUUCAGGUGGCCUUGUUGUCGGUUCCUCGACCUAUGCCUUCGCGACUCCAGCCUCCAAUAAAGCCGGGGCCAUAACUCCAACCACUAUGACCACUGAUGGGCAGAUCCUCACUGUUGAAAGUGACGGCGAUGUUGUUGUUGGAGGGACUACCCUUAGCCAAGGUGGUCCCGCAGCUACAGUCAGUGGGACGCCGAUUACUGUAGGCGGUGACGGGAUACAUAUGGGAAGUAGCAGUGUGAUACCGUUACCAACGGGACCUGCGACCUUCACAGGAGGCUCCGGUAGGGCCGAGGUUAGACUGAAGAAAUGGUUUGGAUGGUUGCUUAUGGGAUCGGUUGGGAUGUUUUUGCUUUAG